Molecule: messenger RNA, 428 nt
Organism: Linum trigynum
Lineage: Eukaryota; Viridiplantae; Streptophyta; Magnoliopsida; Malpighiales; Linaceae
Source: the annotation of a GenBank genome assembly
UACCAAUAACAAUCAAACCUAUACCAAUGUAAGGACUAUCAUUAUUCCUAAACAAGUACGUAACAAUACCAAUCCGAAACAUGUAUGCAGAAAACUACCACUGCAUGAAAGGACUACCACUGCAUCAAAGGACUACCACUGCAUGGAAUGGGGCGGAGGAGGACUUUGGUGAUGUGGAGGCGGCGGCGGAGGGGAUUGCGGCGAGUGGUAGCUGGGUGUUGGCGGCGGCGACAUUGUUGGUGCUGGCGGCGGGAGCUCACAUCCGGGCUUCGAUGGUGGAGGAGGCGGUGGCGGUGGAGUUGUGCAUGGAACUCGGCGGUCGCCAUUGAUGCAACGUCGGCGAUGAUGCAACGCCGGCAAAAAAAGGUGGACUUCGAAGUGUACACGGCGGCAGAAAUAGGGCCGGCCAAAAAACGUGGCAUUCGAAA